Messenger RNA from Eimeria maxima, 255 nucleotides. RefSeq lists its product as hypothetical. Lineage: Eukaryota; Apicomplexa; Conoidasida; Eucoccidiorida; Eimeriidae. The record is from RefSeq and is a predicted model, not a curated record. The transcript is spliced from 5 exons. Bases 1 to 255 code for a protein of 84 amino acids.
AUGGGCGACUUGCAGCGAAACCUCACAGAGGAAUUGGCGGAGGCUCGAGAGAGAGUAAGUGCAGUUAAGAAAGAAUUUAAACAAAAAGUUGGCGAAUUACAAAAAGAGCACGAGGAAUGGAGGCAUAUUAUAGAGAAUCAUCAGCAACAUAUCAAGGAGUGGCAAGAUAAGUACGAUGAGUCUCAGGCACAAGUGCGACAACUGCGGCAACAAAUGCAACUUAACGAGCAGCUGCAGGCUGACCUUAGUGAGUAA